GGAACGAGGGGGAGGCAGCAGAAGCUCACGGAGGUCGAAGGAACUUUUCUGAUGGAAGGGGUUGUUAAGAAACCAAGGAUUCAAUUAACUGGAUUUAAGAAUGAAGAAAAGAAGAUGCUAAUCCAGUUGCUUCUGAAAUUAGACUGUUUUUUCUUUGACAGUGAGCAAUAUAAAAAUUGCACUCAUCUUAUAGCAAAAAAGCCUUGCAAGAGUGAAAAGUUUUUAGCAGCAUGUGCAGCAGGGAAAUGGGUACUAACUAAGGACUACAUAAUUAAUAGUGCUGAAAGUGGCAGAUGGCUUGAUGAAACAACUUAUGAAUGGGGAUAUAAAAUUAAAAAAUAUUCUCUUUAUUCACCUCAAAUGCAAUCUGCACCUAAAAGAUGGCGCGAAGAGCUCACACGUUCUGGUGCUGCAGGAGCCUUCCACAAAUGGAAAGUUGUCCUGUUUGUUAUGAGUCAUGAUAAACGGAAGGAUUCUUUUAUAAGGGUUCUAAAAGCUGGGAAGGCCAAUAUUUAUGCAGCAUUAAGUACACCGAAGGAUAUUACCCAUGUUUUAACUAAUAAUACAAUAUUAAAUCAACAAAAAUGGAAACAUCUCUUUGGAGCUCCAUACUAUCCAGUUCAUUAUUUAGGAAGUUAUCUUUUAGAGGAUGAAAUUAAAAGCAACAUUGAAGAAUACCAGAAGAAAAAUGUUAAACAUGAGCAAGAAUCAAGAGGAGCAAUGGUUGAUAUGCCACUUGUUGAAAUGAGAAAUGCACUUAUCAAGCAUAUAUAUUAUCAACAGGCAAUGCUAAGCAAGUACACUCAAAUGGGCCAAAUGGUGGAAUGCAACAAAGAGCUUGAAAAUGCUCACUGUUCGAGAGGAAACAAGAUAUUGGAAGAACUUGUGGAUGAUCAUUUUUUUCCAAUUGCAAUCACAGAGUUUUUUUCUGGAAAAGAUCUUAUUCCUCCUGCUAAACUACUUCAUUCUCUUUUAGAGCAUAUUCUACAGGGCAAUUCAGACUCUACACUUUCUGUUCAGUUUUUUCACAUAAUGUAUAUUCUCCUCGAACAUAAUCCUCCUUGGAAAUCACCUUCCAUGCUAAGAUAUUACAUUGAAGUUCUUCAGUGUCCUGUUUGUAAGAAUGGAACAUGGUCUCUGAUGGAAAUGCUUGUCAGAUCUUGUCUUUAUGGCAGUAAUAUUUGUCAUUCAGUCACGAAUCCAGAAAUUACAGAUGUGGACAAAACCUUUCAUAAAAAACUGCUGAUAUUUGUGAGGAAUUUGUUCAACGCUGAAGUGCUGGCAUUAACAAAAAGAUUGUAUGAAGGAAGCGAUUCACAUAAUCUGCAACUGAUGCCACAGACCAUUCUUUUGAACACCUUUUGGUUAGGAACUGAUUCAGCGCUUUUCACCAAACAAAUAAAUAUUCUAACAGACUGGGUCAUAAAUUCAUAUAGAGAAAAGUACAAGACAAAUGACAUCUUCAGACAUGAAAUAGCUGAGCUAUUAAACGCAAUUUUGGGAGCUGUUGUGGAAUAUUGGAUUCUUUCAGGGUUCAUAAUGGACAGGAAUAUGUUGCAUUCUGUAGCUGAUGACCUUGCUUCUUAUAUUGCCAUUUCGUGUGAUGAUUUUUCAUAUGAGGAAUUAAAAGUAUUCAUUUCUUCUAUUCCAUCCCCGUGGCUUGAAAUGUUUGUUGCAGAAGCUGUGUUUAAAAAUCUGUAUUUCCAAAAUAGCACUAUUCUUUCUAAUGAACUGCUUUCUCUUCAAAAAGUGGUUUGUUGCUAUCUGCCUACUUUACAAACAGGUGUGUGUGAGAAGGGGAAGAUGCAGAAAGAAAAGAAAAAGAAAAUAGGGCUACGGCCCUGCUCUGAGUCUCAGAGGGCAUUGCUGGUGCUCAGUGGCAAUAAGCAGAACCAAACCAAAGUGCUGCCUGAUGUACCUGUACAAAUCAAAGAUAACUCUGCUCAUCUACCAAAAAAUAUAGAAAGCAGAACCAAGCCUACCAUAUUGCAUGACAAAGAAAAUUGCCAUUCUUCAGCUAGCCGGAUGAAUGUUCAUAAGGUUAAUCUUAAAGGGGAGACAGCUCUGCAUAUUGCUUGCAAAAGCAACAAUGUGAAGAAACUGAUUCGUCUUCUGGCUGUACCAGGAAUAGAUAUUAAUGUUAAAGACUAUGCUGGUUGGACACCGUUGCAUGAAGCCUGUAACCAUGGUAGCACAGUGUGCGUCCAUGAAAUUUUGCAGCAUUGUCCAGAGGUAAACCUACUCAGUCAAGUGGAUGGGGUGACUCCCUUGCAUGAUGCACUGUCAAACAGACAUGUAGCAAUUGCUGAGCUUCUACUUCAGCAUGGCGGAUCGAUAUUGCUACAGCAGAAAGAUUCUGAAGGAAACUUACCACUUGAUUACAUAAAGUGUCCAGCAACUAAGCAACAUCUUUUGAAUAUUGUGAAGCCACAACAGACAGUUGAGGAAUUUCAUGAUCAAGUACAAAGUAAUUUCUAUAAUCAACGGAAAGAAUUAUGGAUAAUCUUAUUUUGCAAGAUGUUGUUAAAUCUUUGUUCUGUAUAUGACUUAUUUAGACCUUUUCCUAUUACCUUUAAAAAGCUUGCUUGCUCAGAUCCAUUCCUGGUGACAGAUGACUGUUGUAAACUUAAUAUGAGCUCUUCUAGUCAUUGGUUAAUAGAUCUUUAUUUUAGAGAGCUUGAAACUUUUCAGAAACUCCCAGAAUAUCUUCAGAAAACAAUUGAGGAUCUUAAAAAUGGCCCAGAAGAACAGAAACAUGCUUUUUCCAUCAUGUUACAGCAAAUUAUAAUUACAAUUCAGGUGUCUGGCACAUACUUAGCUAACAAACUUCAAAAUUAGUAUGCCUUGCCUAAAAUUCAUAAUCUGAAAUAUUCAGUGGCAAUUUUUUUCCUGGAUAAUUGCUUGUCCCAAAACAUGAAAGGUUGAAGACAGGCUUAGUUGUAAGCCAUAAUAGAGAACCCUAGUAUGUGAAUAAACUAUUAUGACCAUCAACUUUAAUGUUCCCUCUCUUUUGUGUAGUGGUUGAAGAGAUUUCUAGUCUUACCCUAACUAUAGUAUUUAGUGAUUUCUCAGUUCAGGAACUGUAGUUUAAGAACAUACCAGGAUUAGACAGGACAGUGUGAUUUUUGCUAUGUUAGCCUGAGCCCCAACGUGGUUCAUUCACAUAGCAAAAAAAUAGCUUUCUGUUACGUGUAUGUGAAUUCUGUUACAAUGCACAAGUGGGUUAAAAUAAUUGUUCUCCAUUAAUUCAGUUUAUCUUCAAGCAAUCAUUAUAUAAUGAUGGUUUGAUUGGUAUACUCAUUGAUUUUCAGAAUAUUGGUCUGUAAGUUUGCAUAUUGUUUUUGGCAAUGACGUAUUUUUCUUUAUAUUGGAAUAAAAUCAAUAAUUAUAACAGAUCAUUUUUUGAUAUAACAUUCUAGCAUAUAUACUUUUAAAAAAAAAAUAAAUG
Python bivittatus (Burmese python) is the source of this 3448-nucleotide messenger RNA. RefSeq names its product SMC5/6 complex localization factor 1 (gene SLF1). NCBI's taxonomy places the organism in Eukaryota, Metazoa, Chordata, Lepidosauria, Squamata, Pythonidae. Gene Ontology annotation, cellular component: site of double-strand break; nucleus. Gene Ontology annotation, molecular function: protein binding. Gene Ontology annotation, biological process: positive regulation of double-strand break repair; protein localization to site of double-strand break; DNA damage response. The record is from RefSeq and is a predicted model, not a curated record.